AAUACCUGCCCAAGCACCCAUCCAUUAUUUUUCUUUCCCAACCUUUUUAUUUAUCCCCGCUUAUAUCUACCUCACCAUUCCCACUCUCACAUCCCGCGCACCGUAGUUCAUUUGGCUUUACCAAAUCAUAUCGAUAGUCCUCUUGUUUCUCCAACCGAAUGGACGAGAAAAUCAGUAACCCUGCUGCCCGAUCCACUCCCGAAGACGAUGAAGAAGCUGGCGUGUUUGCAAUGCAGCUGGCCGCGGGCUCUGUCCUCCCGAUGGUCCUCCGAGCCGCAAUCGAGCUCGACCUCCUUGAGCUGAUCAAGCAAGCCGAGCCGGCCGCGUCUGCCUCCGAGUUGGCCGCGCGCCUCCCGACGAAAAACCCUGAUGCGGCGGCCAUGGUAGACCGGAUCCUGCGGUUUUUGGCUGCGCACGGCGUUCUGACCUGCACUAUGGAGGGCGGCCAGCGGAGGUACGGGCUGGAGGCGUGGGCGCGGAGGUAUUUGACUCGAAACGAGGACGGGGUCUCACUGGCGGCCUGCUAUUCGCUGAUGAUACAGGACAGGGUUUUUAUGGAGACCUGGUAUCACCUGAAAGAUGCAGUUCUGGAGGGAGGAGUAGCUUUCGAUAGAGCAUAUGGUAUGAACGCCUUUGAAUACCCGGGUACAGACCCAAGAUUUAACCAAGUAUUUAACCAGGGCAUGUUUGAACAAUCCACCAUUUUUAUGAAGAAAAUCCUUGAAAAAUACAAGGGUUUUGAGGGCCUAAAAACCCUAGUCGAUGUUGGUGGAGGAAUUGGAGCUUCACUUAAGAUGAUUGUAUCCAAAUAUCCAUCAAUGAGGGGCAUCAAUUUUGAUCUGCCCCAUGUUAUCAAAGAAGCUCCUUCCUACCCAGGUGUGGAACAUAUCGGUGGCGACAUGUUUGUUAGUGUGCCCAAAGCUGAUGCCAUGUUCAUGAAGUGGAUUUGUCACGAUUGGAGCGAUGUACACUGCAAAAAACUGUUGAAGAAUUGCUAUGAAGCCCUUCCACAUGAUGGGAAAGUAAUAAUUGCAGAUUUUAUUUUCCCAGAGGACCACAAUAGUGGACUGGCCUAUGCACGGGCGGCUCUUAGCGAUAUGAUGAUGUUAGCCUAUAAUCCCGGUGGCAAAGAGAGGACAUACAAGGAAUUUCAGGCCCUAGCCGACUAUGCUGGUUUUAAACGUAGCAUCAAAGUUUGCUCUGCUUAUAAUAUUUGGAUCAUGGAGUUUCAUAAAUGAACAAGACUACAUCCACUUGAUUAAUUUCUAGCUUUCAUUCAAGUAUUGAAGAGAAAAAUGGCUGGAUAAUUAAUAUUAGUAAUAAUAUUCUCUCUCUCUCUUUUUCUCUAUCUAUAUAUAUAUAUAUAGAAUGCAAAACCUAUGUAAGGUAUGUUUUUAAAAUUCAAGAAUGCUUUCUGCUUCCUUUAAUUACCGUUUCUAAGGUGUUUUGUAUCUGCUUACGUUCCCCACAACUCUACUAUUAGAUAAGCUUAAAC
Striga asiatica is the source of this 1495-nucleotide messenger RNA. The record is from the annotation of a GenBank genome assembly. NCBI's taxonomy places the organism in Eukaryota, Viridiplantae, Streptophyta, Magnoliopsida, Lamiales, Orobanchaceae.